Molecule: messenger RNA, 2215 nt
Organism: Acipenser ruthenus (sterlet)
Lineage: Eukaryota; Metazoa; Chordata; Actinopteri; Acipenseriformes; Acipenseridae
Gene: isca1
Product: iron-sulfur cluster assembly 1
Exons: 4
Coding region: 92-481 (129 amino acids)
Biological process (GO): iron-sulfur cluster assembly
Cellular component (GO): mitochondrion; cytoplasm
Molecular function (GO): 2 iron, 2 sulfur cluster binding
Source: RefSeq, a predicted model, not a curated record
AGUCGCUUGUUCUAGUUCAGACGCACGGUGCGUGACUGCUUGUGUACGCCAGUGUUUAUGCUGGAUAGGGCAGUAAAACACAGUUGAGAAGAUGUCUGCUUCCAUAGCAAGAGCCACAGUUAGAGCUGUUAGCAAGAGGAAACUGCUAGCUACAAGAGCAGCGUUAACUUUGACUCCUGCAGCAGUUAACAAGAUAAAGCAUCUUCUUCAGAACAAACCUGACUAUAUUGGAAUGAAGGUCGGCGUUCGAACCAGAGGUUGUAAUGGUCUUUCCUAUACUUUAGAGUACACCAAGGAGAAGGGAAAAGCAGAUGAAGAGGUUAUUCAGGAUGGGGUUAAGGUUUUUAUUGAGAAGAAAGCUCAGCUGACACUCUUGGGGACAGAAAUGGACUAUGUUGAAGACAAAUUAUCUAAUGAGUUUGUUUUCAAUAACCCAAAUAUCAAAGGAACCUGUGGAUGUGGAGAGAGCUUUAACAUCUGAAGAGUCCUGUUUGUUCUGAUACGGAUGUACUCUACACAGCAUUGUUUCAUGGUGCUUUUUGGACACCAGUCCUCAUUUUAAGAUCACUAAUGCAUCUCUCAACAACCAUUUUCCCUUCAUGAAGCCUGUAAAGAAAAUAACACAUUUACUGUUGAACAUAUAGUACUAUGGUUCAUAAAAAUAUAUCCUGCUGAGGCUUACAAGUUACAGAAAAUGUAGUGUUUUUAAAAGUGCAUUUUCAUAUACUCCAAAAAUAUUUUUGAUUCUCAUUGAGACAGUGUGUGGUUUUGUUCCCUUUUAUUGUUUUUUUUAUUUGUUUGUUUGCUCAGCCCUUGUUUUCUGUGUAUGGUAUCCUGCAUUUUCAGUGAACGAUUAUUUGCUUAAAACAAGCCCAUGCUGUAAGCCUGUAUUCCACCUGCUUGAAAAAGCAUGGAUGUUUUAGCAGUUUAAUAAAAUUACACCAUAGUCAAGAUGUGCUGGUGAUCUUCACCUCUUCUCUAAUAUGGCUGCCAAGUCACAGCCAUGCUUUCUUUUAUGUUUAUAGGUGAUGCAGACCAAACACUUUGAGAGACUGGCUUUACAUUAGUUACACAGCUGUGGUCUACAACAUUUUUGCUCACUUUUGACUAUGGGUAUGAAAAAAAAAAAAAGAAAAGCUGUUGAAGCCGAAUAUCUGGGGGGGGACGAGUCCAGAAUAAAAUACAACAGUUUUAUUUUAUUCUUAUUGCAGUAAUACAAUACAAAUUUCUGAGCAGAGCUGCGUUGUUUGAAUGAGAGAUCAUUCAAUAUCAGCAAGAGACUAAUAAUCACAGUUAAGUUUAAAUGUGUAAAAGCCACCCAGUUAAAUAUAGUUACCUGAAACUCAGGUAGAAUGCAGUGCCAAAACUAAUUUGCUACAGCAAUAUUAAUUAAUCAUUAAUCAACAGCAUGAAGUUUGUAUUUCUUAUUUAGAAAUAUGAACGACAAUUUGACUCGGAAGAAAACGUUUUCUUAUAAAAAGUUUAGUUUUCGUUCUGUAGAAAAUAUUUUUUACACAUUCAAACAAUAUUAUUUCAUGUCUAACAUUAGCUGACAUCAGAUCUCAGACAAUUAGACAUUUGCCUCAGCAUUUCAUUAAAAUAAAUAUAAACGAUUCAGUCAGUCUAAUUAAAUAAAGUUAUUUGACUGACAAACUAUUAUUGAGAACUGCAGUAGAUACCCAGAGGAUGAACACUGCUGUGUUACUUUCCAUUAGCCUUACAUUUGUUACAACAGGGCGCACUAAAGUCUUUCUUCACCAUCAGCCCAGGUGGCUGUGGGCAGUUGAUGAACUGCCCGGGCAGAGGCUGAAAUUACAUAAAAUUCUAAGCUAAUUCAGCAUCUGACCGCUGCAGCUGGGCACUUCGCCAACUGCCCGAUUUCGGCACCGGUCCAUAACAUAUAUACUACAUACAAUGAGUACAACGGUCCAUGCUUGUAUAUUAUAUGCACUGCAAUAAUAUAUAAGAAAAUAUAAACGCCUUGCUUCAAUGCUGUAAAAUGGUAUAAGAUAACAAGAAUGUAAUACCUCUUCAAAUCAGAAUGUAAUAAAACUUUUUUUUUUUUUUUUUAAAGUGUAAUUGAUUUUAAUUGUGUCAGUAGUAUAGGUGGUGUUUUAUAUUUAGCUUGGUGUUAUACCUUCAGAAUUGUAACUUGUGCAAUAUUUAUAUAGAUAUGAAUUGUCAUAUUAAAUCAAUAAAGACAGUUGUGAGUGAU